AUGGCCACCGUUUAUGGCAACUACACGGGUUCGUCCCCACUUUCGGACUUCACCCGUCUCUAUUCGCAUCUCGUUGUCCUAUUCGGCUCUCCUGCUAACCCUGUUCACUUCCCUGCAGACUAUAGCGGUCCCUCCAAAGUCCCCGGAUCAGCGACCCAUGUUCUUGACGCUCGCCUCAACUUGCUCCGGACUCUAAUCCCAGCCAUAUUCGAGGGCAAGAAGUGCCUUGAUAUUGGCUGCAACGCUGGAAGCGUGUCUUGCCAACUCGCCUUCGAUUUUCAUGCAGCGUCUGUCACUGGUAUUGAUAUCGAUCCAGAACUAGUAGCCCAGGCCGAAAAACUUUCAGCAUUACGUUCUUCUCGCGUCCGACCUGCGGCAGAGAACACGGAAUCUAUUACCGACUACUUCCCUGUAUCAGCUGUCCUCAAUCACGGGUACCGCAUCGAGCCAAAGAACGAAGCUGCGCGUCGCUCAUCAACCGCUCCUACCCUUCCAAAGUGGCCAUGCCUAAAAUUCUCCACUGCAGACUGGGUAUUGACAGAACCCUCAAACUCCCCAGAUGUCUACGAAGUAAUUUUGGCUCUAAGUGUCAUCAAAUGGAUCCACCUUGAGCAUCUCGACCAGGGACUGGAGACAUUCUUCCGCAAGUGUUCGUCCUCCCUGGUAAAUGGUGGCUAUCUCGUCAUCGAGCUACAGACCUGGGACUCAUACGAAAAAGCCAUUCGCCCCAACACUGCCCCCCACUUCAGUGAGAGCCUGAGGAAGCUGCAGUAUCGGCCUGAGACAUCAUUCGACAACCUUUUAGCAGCGGAGGGGCUCAAGGUUUGCGCUUCAUCGACUGCCUUACCACGCCGCAUAAGCGUAUAUCGCAAGGAUUGA
Molecule: messenger RNA, 879 nt
Organism: Dothidotthia symphoricarpi CBS 119687
Lineage: Eukaryota; Fungi; Ascomycota; Dothideomycetes; Pleosporales; Dothidotthiaceae
Exons: 2
Coding region: 1-879 (292 amino acids)
Biological process (GO): snRNA modification
Molecular function (GO): snRNA binding; RNA methyltransferase activity; O-methyltransferase activity
Source: RefSeq, a predicted model, not a curated record